AUGUCUCAUGUCUACUCCUCCAACGAAAACGCCAAAGCCGUUAAGGAUCUUUCAAAAUCCUACAAGAAUAAAUCAGCCAAGAGCGAAGGUCCCAUUUCCGACGAAAUCAAGAAAAUCGUCCACCCAUCGCGGACUUCAUUGAAAAGAAAGAGAGAGGAAAAAGGAGAAGAGGACGGGACCGUCAGAAAAAUGGAAUGGCUCAAGAUGAAGGCUAAGGACGCCGUGAUCCCAACCGAGACAAAUGCUGUGGUGAAGCCGGAGUAUCUCUUCAGGGAACCAGGAGCGAUCGUUUUCAACAUCUGUUACCCCUGCAAAAAAUUCAACUCAGAACGCCAGGUGGAAGUCGUCGAGCCUGGAAUGGUACAAAUCCCAUUGGCUUUGUGCAGUGUCUGUCGAAACCAUCUGAAUCUCCAGCGCCAAAUCAAGUUCUUCCAGUUCGAAAUUCCAACCGUCAAGAAGGAGUAUAAUCUGUAA
Messenger RNA from Caenorhabditis remanei, 474 nucleotides. RefSeq lists its product as uncharacterized. The coding region runs from base 1 to 474 and encodes 157 amino acids. The transcript has 3 exons. The record is from RefSeq and is a predicted model, not a curated record. NCBI's taxonomy places the organism in Eukaryota, Metazoa, Nematoda, Chromadorea, Rhabditida, Rhabditidae.